CCCCCAGGGAAUCAGCUGUGGUCCGUCCUGCUGAAGAACAUUGAGUCCCAGGCGGUUUUACUCCCAGACCUGCAGGGCGACUCCGUCCCAGAUCUGCUCAUCGCCACCCUGCCUGCAGACGAGGCUCUGGACCUGUCCCUGACGCUGAUCUCCGGGCUGUCGGGGGCCACGCUGGGACAUCCCGUGCCUUUCAAUGUCACCGGACAAGGGAAGCUGAUUGGUCCUCUGCUGCAUGAGACCCAACAGGGGGCUUACUACAUCCUCUUUGGACUAGGUAAUGUGGAGGCCAUCUCUCUGCGUGAUAUCUAUUUUAAAGCUACUGGGAAGAUGCCUCUGACUCAGGCUCUCAGCAGGAGGGAUCCAGGGUGGGAGGCUCUGAAGAAAACCAACUCCUCGUCCUUCAUACACAUUUACAGAGGAUCUGAGCCGGUGGAGUUCUUGCUCCCUCUGGUGGCCGGUUUUGGAAACAGCCACAACAGCCUGGACCCGGUGUCCAACCUGAACUCCAGCCGGAGCGACUGGGCGCUGGUGUCCGGCAAACUGUCCGGCAAACUGUCCGGCAAACUGUCCAGCAAACUGUCCGUGCUCCGGCAGAAGGACAUCAAGAAAGAGUGGACCUUCAACUCGGAUCCCAUUCACAGCCAACCCGCCCCGGGAUACUUCAACAGCGAUGGAGUCCUGGAUCUUUUCAUCACGCAUGCAACAAAUGGCACCAUGACGGCGCUGGUUGUUGACGGGGCCAACGGGCGUCUCCUCUGGUCGGCAGAGUUCGUCUGUCCUCGUCUAGUUUUGGAAACUUCUGCAAUCUCCACCUCAACCGGCCAAUCAGCUUUCCUCUUCUGGGCCAGCGAUCCAAUCAAAGCUCUGAAAAAUGGGACCAGGACAACCGUGAGUCUGCCAGACAAUGCUAACUUAUUUCUGGGUUAAGGACUCAUUCCUGCACCAUAUGUUGUUUAUUUAGUUCAACCCAAUAAUGAAACACUCACUGUC
Molecule: messenger RNA, 990 nt
Organism: Notothenia coriiceps (black rockcod)
Lineage: Eukaryota; Metazoa; Chordata; Actinopteri; Perciformes; Nototheniidae
Exons: 6
Source: RefSeq, a predicted model, not a curated record